This is a messenger RNA of Cydia pomonella (codling moth), 3396 nucleotides long. Its product is annotated as diencephalon/mesencephalon homeobox protein 1-A-like. Gene Ontology annotation, biological process: regulation of transcription by RNA polymerase II. Bases 540 to 1247 code for a protein of 235 amino acids. The record is from RefSeq and is a predicted model, not a curated record. The transcript is spliced from 3 exons. NCBI's taxonomy places the organism in Eukaryota, Metazoa, Arthropoda, Insecta, Lepidoptera, Tortricidae. Gene Ontology annotation, molecular function: RNA polymerase II transcription regulatory region sequence-specific DNA binding; DNA-binding transcription factor activity, RNA polymerase II-specific.
UUACAGAUUUAAUAACUCAUACUUCUAACUUACGUAUAAGCAGAGUUAUAGAAUCAAGGUUGUUAUUUGAAAUAACGUUUCGGGAGCGUCGUAUUGUCACAUCCAUUAAGCCGGGGCAGGGCGGAGCCUGGCCACGCCCCGCGCCCGCCCCGGGCCGCGCGCCGGCACCCACUCCCGGCUCCACGCCGCCGCCGCGCGACAACUUACUAAAACGAUUUACUCGCAAUCGCAUCUCGCCCCGUGCGUCCUAUCAUCUCCUAAAAAAUAACCUACUUUAGUGAACAUGAUAAACAACGCGAACCAUUUUUAAUAAAUUGCGUCAAAUACCAAUGAUCGAACUAUUCAUAGAUUGGUGCCUUAGUGGAUUUUUUUUCUAAUUGUUUUAUUAGAGUUGUUGUUAUUUCGGACCAUGUUGAGAAGCAGCAGACUGUGAUGUCGUGUGAAGGUGAGCGUGGGUGUGAAUCCUGGUGGAGUGUGCGUGUAUCGGUGCAGCGGUGAACGUCGCGACGGUGGCGACGGGCAGCGCGCGCGAGCGCGAGAUGGGCGGCGGCGGCAGCGCGGGCGGCGGCUGGGCGCGCGAGGCGCCCGCGCUGUUGAGCACGGCGCUGCUGCUGGGCGGCGCGCUGCCGGAGCGCCCGCCGGCGCCGCUCUUCACCAUCGACAGCAUCCUGGCGCCGCGCCCGCCGCCCGCGAUCCCGCCGCUGCAGCUACACCACCUCGCGCACACCACGUUCCACAGAGCGCACGAUCUCUUUGGUACGUCUGCAAAGAUGUUGUUCAUGAACGGAGUGGGCAGCAUGGGCGGCGGCGUGUCCGGCUCGGGCGGCUACGGGCUGUACGGCGGCUACGCGGCGGCGGCGCUAGCGGGGCUGGCGGGCCCGCCGCCGAAGCGCAAGCGCCGGCACCGCACCAUCUUCACCGAGGAGCAGCUGGAACAGCUCGAGAGCACGUUCGAUAAGACGCACUACCCCGAUGUUGUGCUACGCGAGCAGCUAGCGCUGCGCGUCGAUUUGAAGGAGGAGAGGGUUGAGGUGUGGUUCAAAAACCGUCGAGCGAAAUGGCGGAAGCAGAAGCGCGAGGAGCAGGAGAGGCUGCGCAAGCUGCAGGAGGAGCGCGUGUGCGGGCGGCUCGGCGGGCGCGCGUCUGCGCCCGCGCCGCCCGCGCUCGCGCACUCCCCGCUGCGCGCGCCGCUGCCGCCGCCGCCGCGCUGCUCCGACGACUCCGACUCCGACCUGGAAGUCGCUUGAGACCACCCCCAAAACAGACACUCGCGUGCUAAACGACUUUUAACUCAAUUACACGGGUACAGCUUCAGUGAUCAGUGAAAACUAUAAACAAACAAGUGAUGUGAACGCUGUUUUGUCAAUAAGUGCAAUCGAAUGGAACGGUAAAGUGUCGCAGAAGAACUUGAUGCAAUAUUUUUAGAUGUUGACACUGGGCGACUCUUCGCAACUUGUGUAAGUUUCUUGUGAAACGGUGCAACGCUGUGUCCUUUCACAAGAGCAACAGACGCCAGUAUAAUUAAAUGCAACAGAUUUAACAACUAGUAGAAUUAGGUAAUUAUCUAUAGUUCGAGCACUCGACAACUGUGUGCUAAUAUUUAUUAUGUGAAAAAAUAGUAGGUAGUCAUAUUGUAUAUUUUAGACUUUAAGGUGCCUAUCUAAUAAGCAAAUGUAAUUAGAUUAGAUAUGCUCCACAGAAUAAUCGAAUAGAUAAUUGAUGUAACAAAUAACAACAUAACAAGUUCUAUUGAGCAUUGAAUUCAAAAACUUUUUUUGUAUUUUUAGACCUAAAAGUUUUCCUGGCCAAAACGAGUAUCUAAGUUACAUGACAAAUGACGAACGAUAUAGCGAUGGAUACAGUCGACUUAAGUUUUCAUUUAUUUAUCAAGGUACAGUCACCAUCGGAUAUAUCAGAAGGCCCAAUAUCGCUCCGAUAUAUAUAAUGACGAAUAACAAUUUAUAUUUUCUUAUAUUCUUAAAUGUACUUAUUUGCGAAUUGAUAACAGUUGUGGAAUGUGGAUAUUUCAUUUUAUCAAGCACUCGUUUUUACUAGAUAAACUUCUAGUUCUAACAACUAUGCCAACUGGAGUUCUUAAGGGGCCCACUGAUUAAGAGUUCGCCUGUCACUUAUUCGCGAUUGUCAGCUUUUGCAAAUAACUGACAAGCCGAUAUCGUCCGGCGAACUGGUAAUCAGUGGCCCCCUUUAGAACAUUUUGUGGCAGGUGGAUGGUUCAGUGUAGGAAAUUAUUGCCAAAAGUUACUUUUUUAGUCAUUAACCCGUAAUUUGACCAACUACUGUAACAUUCUUAUACGUUUUAAAUGUUUUUUAGUGCUCCGUACAAAACUUUGUUUACGGAGCACUUAUGGGAUCACUUCGGUACCUAAUGCAAAUCAGUUAAAUGCAUUUUUAUACUUCAGUAGGUAUACAUAAUUACAUAUGUGUUACAUACGUUAUGUACAUACAGCAAUAGGCAAUAUCAACGUAUCUGUCAAUCAGACUAGAUGACUUAUAAAAAAAAAAUUUGAUCAAAGGGCCCACCACGAGAAUCUAAAUAAGGUACGUUAUCUAUUCUGCCUUUCAACGCUCGAAUAUGCAACAGAGGCAGAUAACGAAAUUUAGACUUUCGAUUUUCGCAGUAGGCCUUCAGGGCGCCUAGCCAAGAUGACAAUCGUAUGUACAUAAACGCCAAACGAAAAGAAAAAAUGUAUCGGUAUGAAAGAUCAAGAUCAGUAUCAGACAUCAUCAUUGAAGGACAGCCAGGACUGGACAGAGUCCGAAAUGAAUAUGUACGAGGCUCUUUCAAGGUCGCCACCAUUGCAGAAAAGAUGGCUGAAAGCCGUAUGAGAUGAUUCGAGCAUGUGUUGAGACGUGACGAAGAGUGCGGUAAAAAAGGCCUUAGCCAUCUUAGAGGAAAAAAAAACGGCAAAGGGAGGCCGCUUACCACGUGGUGGAGAACCGUUACCAAAGACAUGGAGCGAGCGCAGAUCAACACACAGACAACCCAGGACAGAAAAAUCUGGCGCCUUCGAACGAGGAGGCCGACCCCAAAUAACGGGACAUGGCAAAGAAGAAGAAGAGAGUAGAGUGUCGGGACGAAAGAUGAUAACAAAUGUGAAUUUACCUAUCCAAUACAUCCAUUUAUGUUUCAAUUAGUGUUUUCUAUCAACAUCUUGGCUAGGCCCCUAGAUUAGAUGAGUUUCAUUGUGUACAGUUGGUCAUAAUUACUAUAUAGCGUAUUUUCUACGUUCGUGUACAUUGUACAACCUUGUAUAUGGAUUUCGAUUCUAAACAUGGGUAGUGGCUUGUCACGAUGUUUACUUAUUUACCAACAGGUAAGCCGUUCAAGAUAGAACAUAAAAUAUUUGUCUGUAAUAAACUUUCACUAAUAUCCAG